Messenger RNA from Brassica napus (rape), 2260 nucleotides. RefSeq names its product protein SPEAR4-like. NCBI's taxonomy places the organism in Eukaryota, Viridiplantae, Streptophyta, Magnoliopsida, Brassicales, Brassicaceae. Gene Ontology annotation, molecular function: DNA-binding transcription factor activity. Bases 736 to 1626 code for a protein of 296 amino acids. The record is from RefSeq and is a predicted model, not a curated record. The transcript has 5 exons.
ACCUCACUGCACCCAGGGGGAGAUCCAUAAAUGUUUUUAAUUAUAAACACCGUAUUAGAAACAACAACAAAAAAAUUGUUUGAUGGGGGCACUUUUACAGUUUUUUUCACUAAACUUAUGAUAUUUGAUAAUUUAACUUAAAUUACUAAAUAAAAAAUAAAAAAUAAAAAUCAGUAGGGGGGCACGAAGACCCAUACCGAUGUGUAUACAUCCGCAGUCAUAUUAACAAAAAUAUCUAUAUAUACUUAUAUAUCUAUAUGUUUUAUUACUAUUUGGAUCGUAAUGCAUUUGUUUUGCAAUUACAACAAUCAUUCAAAUUACAUUUAUAUGGCUUUUUCAUGUGUAAGAUUUCGUCCCAUGAACACAACGCACUAAAGAAAGUAUACACAAACAACAAAUUCCAAGAGAAAUUCACGGAAGUAAAUAUGGAUUCAUGAACUAUCUCUCUCUCCAGGUGUUGAUAACAAGAGUGAGAGAGAUCUUAAGAAAGCUAAAAACAUGGAGUUUGAAAAUUCCUUAAAUCCCUAGAACUUUUCUCACUACGAAACAAGAGCCGAUUUCAUCUCAGAUUUACUUCCCUUUAAUCUCUCCUACUUUUAAUGAUUUUUUAUUUCUUUCUCCUUUUGCCACAAUUUUUUCUCCACCACUUUUUUUCUUCCGUUUCUUAUAUAAGUUGUUAUCAAUCAUGUCUCUCUGUUUUAUAUAUGAUACACUUUAACCUAGAAAGAAAUAAACAUGUGUAGCAAGACAAGCAUUGGAAACUAUGGAGAUGAUUACUCAGGUUCGUGUCCCAAAAAACAGAAGAGUAAUAACAAUGGAAAAAGAAGAGUUCCUCGAAGAGGUCCUGGUGUUGCCGAACUCGAGAAGAUCCGUCUCGAAGAACAACACAUCUCUUCCUCCGCACAACUUCCUCCUCCUCAGCCGGAAAAACCUCCGUCUGUGAUUCAUACGACCACCACCAUGAGAUCCGGUCCGGUUUACCCGUUCCCGUCUUAUUUUACAGCCGGAUCUUUCCCUAGUGAUCUGAUCCCUCCGGCUCCAGUUUUUCAAAGGAAUCACGAUUCGUGUCUUCACUAUCUCGCACCCAUGAAUAUACCGAAUCCAGGGUUUUAUCAGUUUAUAGAGCCCCCUUCAAAUCAAUCAUCUUGCCAUGACAAUGUCUCUCAAUUUUCUGACAGCCAAAAGGCAAUUUUAUUAAUCGUGGCGGCAAAAAGGCCAUGGCAAGUUAUGGCAGAGUCUACGAGAUGUGACGUGGGACCGACGGUAACCAUAUCAAGAAAUGGUAAACAAAUCAAGCCCCUUGACCAAAGAUUGAGAAAUCAUUUUCAAGAUUCAGGAACCACAUUUAGAAAUCCAAUCACCAUUGAUUCUCCUUCACCACCAAUUAUACCAAAUUCUUCACUCGAUUUCCCGCGCUUCAUGCAUUAUGAACAGAAGGACGGGUUUAAUCGUGAAAGCAUGCCACAAAGAGGCGUUGUUAAUGCUUCCUCAAACAGAAAACCGUUCUACAGUUUCCUGCCUGCGAAUGAGCAGAGAAAUGACGACCAAGAUCUAUCUAUUAGCUUGAGAACCGAGAAAUAUGACACAGUCACUGAUCACGGCAUUGAUCUUCGCCUUAAGUUAUAAGCAAUUGGUCUUUUAAGCAAUCUAUUUUUUUUUUUGAAACUUCGAAUCUUUACAUCAGUUUGUUGUUUUUGGGACAUUAAAACAAAGAUCUGCCAAAUAUUUGGCUUUGUAUUUGCUUCUUUUUUUUCCCUUUAAUAUACAAACAUAAUGCAAGUGAAAGAAUCUACAUCGCCUUAAUUUCAUUUUUGUCUAAACAGAGUUUCACAGGACUAAGCAUGAAAAGCAAUCGAUUUGUAUUCAGAAACCUUACUUGCAUGAAAAGCAAUCGAUGUGUAUUUGCAUUCAAUUAAUUAUUUGAAACUUUGAAGCAUUAGGAAUUUAUUGGAGUGUUUCUUGUCCCAAUCAAAUAUUAAACCCUGAGAACAAAGUUGGCCUUCUUCAGUCAAAGUCCGCAGACGUUGAUAGAUAUUCAUAUUAACAAAGUCUGAAACAUUAUUUUAUCUCGAAAUGUUUAACACCAUAGAGCUCGUAAACAUACAACGCAGACGGAACUUUAAAAAUACUUACUGUGAAUCUAAAGGGAAGAAAAGCACAAAAUCUUCAGAGAGAGAAAAAACUUGGAAACAUUCAGUGACUAUAUGUUAGAGGUGAGCGUUCCGAUCUUGUCUCGAGAAUUAAAAUGAAGAUAGACGAG